This is a messenger RNA of Closterium sp. NIES-67, 5380 nucleotides long. NCBI's taxonomy places the organism in Eukaryota, Viridiplantae, Streptophyta, Zygnematophyceae, Desmidiales, Closteriaceae. The record is from the annotation of a GenBank genome assembly.
CCUCAGGAGAAGGCGUCCAUGGAGCGCGAGAGGGUGCGGCUGCAGGAGCAGGUGCGCAAGGCGGACAGGGACUCGCACGCGUUGCGAGGGAGAGUGGGCGAGUUGGAGGAGCAGUUGCAGGCGCAGGAGAGGGAGCUACAGGAAGCAACUUACCGCAUGGAAAAGGCUGUGCGCGAGGAGGAGCGGAAAAGCGUGGAGAUUCAACGACGGUUGGGGGAGGAGUACCAAGCGGCCAUGGACGGACAGAACCGGCUGCAGGCAAUGCUGGAGGACCAAGGCAAGCGGGUAGAUGAGCUGACAGCGCUGCUGAGCCAGAAGGGGCUGGAGUGCAAGGAGUUUUCACAGAAGCUGAUCUCGGCUAAGGAAGAGAAUAGCAAGCUGAGGCGGCGGCUCAAGGCUGCCAUGGCCCAGGGCUGCGACCCAGGCUCGGCAGGCUCGGACCUGAAGGAGGCUCUGGCUCGGGUGGAGAGGCAACUGCUGGAGAAGAAGCAGGAGGUGGAGGUGGCGGAGGCAGUAAAUGAGGAACUGAAGGAACAGGUGAAACACCUGACGGGGCGGCUGAGCCAGGAGGAUCUUCAGGUGUUUCGGCAGUCGUUCAGGAGAGUGGCUGACGAGGCGAGGGGGCGCUUGGCAGCAGCGGAGCAGUGUAUAUCGGAGCAGGAGCAGAAGAGCAAGGCGCUGAGCCACGCAGCAGAAGCGCAUAUGGAGCUGGGGGAGCAGCUGCGGCAGGUAGAAGAGGAGUGUGGGAGGUGGAGGGAGAUGGCAAGAGAGAGUGAGAUGAGGGCCGAUGGGGCGGAAGAGGCGCGUAGGCUUGCAGUGGAGCAGCUUGAAACGAGGAUGAGAGCGUGGGAGAUGGAGAAGGAGCAACUGAGGGCAGAGGAGGAGAGGGAGGAGAUGAGGAGGCGACUAGAAGAGGCUCUAGAGGCGUGCUCUGAGAGCGAAGCCCUGGUGGAUGCUAUUGAGAAGUCAAGGGAGGGGCUUAAGCUAGAGGUGCAGGGGUUGAUCGAGAGGAAUAGGGAGAUAGAGGGGGAGUUGGAGAGGGAGAGGGAAGGAGUGAGGGACAGAGUGAGGGAGGCGGAGGAGGCGGUGGGGGAGGCGCAGAGAGAGUGUGAGGAGGUGCGGAGGGCGAUGGAGGAGGGGAGGAGGGCCGAGAGGGAGAGGGAGGAGGAGGUGGAAAGGCGAAUGCAAGAACUGAGGGAGGAAGUAGAGAAGGCUGUGGAGGGGCGGGAGGCGGUGGAAGAGGAGGCGGAGUUGAUAAAGCAGGAGUUGAAUGUGGUGCAGAGGGAGCUGGUAGAUGUGAAGGAGGAGCUGCUAGUAGCGAGACAGGAGGUGGAGGCGAAAGAGAGGGAGAUAGAGGCGAAGGGAAGGGAAAUAGAGGAGAAGGAGAGAGGGAUAGAUGCGUUUCAACAGCAGGUGGAGCAGGGGAGGGAGGCUGUGAGGCGGGCAGAGGCAGAAAAGGAGGAGAUUGCUGAGAAGAUUUCUCAGGAGAUUUCUCAGGAGAGGGAUGCUCAGGUCGAGAGGUUGGAGGAGCAGAUCAGAGGGCUUGAGAUAAAGGUGGAGAAGGAGAGGGAGCGAGUGGUGUGUGUGGAAUUGGCACUGAGGAGGAAAGAGGAGGAGGUGCAGGAGGGCAGAGAGGAGAGGGAGGGGUUGGAGAGAGAGAUUGAGAAAAUGCUGGAGAAAGUGGAAGAGGCGGAGAAGGGGAGAGGGGAGGUGGAGGGUAGAGUGGCUGAGAUGGAAGAGGAGAAGAGGAGGGGGGAGGAGGAGAGGGAGAGAGAGGUCCAAGCGUUGUCGGGAGAGGUGGAGAGGCUUCAGGAAGAGCUGGAGGGAGUGAGAGGACAGGUGGUAGGGGAAGGUGAGGUGAGGAGGCGACUGGAGACUGUAGAAGGGGAGUACGCGCGUUUGAGGAUGGAACUUUCCACGAAAGUGAGGGAGUUAGCUACUGAGAAGGAGGUGAGGGAGGAGAAGGAGCGGAAGUUACGGGAAGUGAGUGAGGCUGCAGUGGUUGCGACUGAGGAGUGGAAGAAGGAGUUGGGAGAGGUGGAGAGGAUGAUGGGGGUGAUGAGGGAGGAGCGGGAGGCGGUUCAGAGGGAGUGUGAGCAGUUGAGGGAGGAAGCAGAGGCACGGGAGGUGCAGGUGAGGCUGCUAGAGGGGGCGAGAGAUGAUGUGGUGGCUGCGAUGGCGGGGAUUAGGGAUGAAAAGAAAAGGGCGGAAAAAGAGAUGGAGGAGAGAAUUGAGGGUUUGAGGGGAGAGGUUAGGGAGGCGGAGGGCAAAUUGGAGGCAGAGAGGGAAGGGAGGGAGAGGGAGAGGAAGGAGAGGGAGGAGGAGAGAGUGAGGGUGGAGGAGGAAAGGGAGAGGAUGGAGGAGGCGAAGGGGAGGAGGGAGGAGGAGAGGAGGCUGUGGGAGGAGGAGGUGUGCGCGGCGAGAGAGGCAGCAGAGGAGGCGGAGGGGAAGGCGAGCGCGGCGAGGGACUUAGUGGAUGAGCUACAGAGAGAGGUGGAGGAGCUCAAGGAGCAGCUGCGGGAGGCGGAGGAGGCGCUCAGCAUGAACGAGACGAACCUGUCGGCGUCUGACUGGGCCGUGCAGCAGCUCGCAGGGGAGCUGUCGACCGUGAAGCGGAAACUGGUUGAGAAGGAAAAGGAGCUGGUUGAACUGCAGGACCGGCUGUCUGUUGUGGAGCACGCGCUGGAGGAGAAGGAGAGGGACCUGGAACGGCUGGCAGCAGCGCUGCAGGAGGCCAACAAGAAGCGGUGGGCGCGGGCGCAGCAGAUCAAACAGAUGGAGAUGGAAAUGGCGGCGCUGAGGGCGCAGAGAGAGGCUGAGAGGCGAGUGGGUGAGCUGGAAAACGAGCUGGACAGCUUUAAGGGGAAAAUGGAGGGCAACGGGGAGCAAGAGGAGGAGAGAGCGAGGGCGGCGGAGGAGAGGGUUAGGGAGGCUGAGAGGCGAGUGGAUGACUUGGAGAGGGAGUUGAGUGAAGUGAAGAGAGAGAUGGGGAGGAAGGGGGACGAGGAGGAGGAGAGAGUGAGGGAGGGUGAGGGGCGAGUGAGGGAGCUGGAGGGGGAGUUGAGUGAAGUGAAGAAGGAAUUGGGAAGGAAGGAGGAGGAGCUUCAGGAAAUGGUCAGGAGGGAAAGGGAGAGGAGGGAGGCCGUGGAAGCAGCAGCUAUGGACCCUGGCACCGCCCCUGGUAGUCCUGCUCCUGGUGUUGCUGCUGCUGCUGCUGCUCUAUGUGCUGCUUGCAGUGGUGCUGCCAGUGCUGCUUGUGCUGCUGCUGGUGCUGGUGCUGGUGCGUGGAGCAUUGGGGAGGAGGGGCGCAUAUGGGAGAUCCGAGCCAAGCAGCUGGAGAAGGCAGUGGAGCGGUGGAAGGAGUUUGAAGCCGCAGCGAGGCGGGAGGCCAAGUCCCGCAGGGAAGAGCUGGAGCUGAAUAGCAGACUGCUGACCGAUGCUGUGAGCCUCAAUGACGAAAACGAGGUAACCCUAAAGCGGUUACGCGACGAAGUGAGGACGUUACGGGAGAAGCUGGAGGGUGUUGAGGCGGCGAGGGAAAAGGAGAGGAGAGGAGGAGGAGGAGGAAGAGGAGAGGGGUAUGGGAUGGGAGGAGGAGGGGUGGGAGCAGCAGGGCAGGGAGGGUGGGAGGGCGAGGUAGGUAGGCUUCGAGAGGAGGUUAAGGGGCUGAGGGCCAAGCUGAGAGUGGCGGAGAUGGAGUGGGAGAGUGAGAGGGCGCAGAAGGUGCGGGCUGAGGAGGCGUUAGCCAAGUACAGGAGGAAGCUGAGUGAGCGAGAGGAGGAGCUACAUGACGCUAUGGAUAGGCUGGCAGCAGCUGCUGCCGCUGCUGCUGCUGCUGAUGGUGGUGAUAAUGGUGGUGCUGGUGGUGCUAGGGGGUUUGGAGCAGGAAGGGAGGUUGGGGGAUACAGUGAAGAGGCAGCAGAGAUGGCUUUGCUUCAAGACAAGGUUCUGGCUCUUGAAAGGGAGAAAACCGAGCUACGUUCCAAGCUGGAGAAGCAGCAGCAGCAGCAGCAUGCAGACCGCCUUCCCACCGCCUCUUCAGCCCUCUUCCAAACACCCGCUAAGGCUGUUACAGCAAACCCCUUAGCUGUGGCAGCUGCAGCUGCUGCUAUGGAGCGGAGGGAUAUGGCUGGUGGGCGGUUGGGAGACAGGUCUCCUGUUGCUUUUGGUGCUUUUGUCGCUCAAACCAAGUCCCCAACCCCUUUCAGCGCCCAAGCCAAGUCACCUGUGGGUUCGGCUGCUGGGGGGAAAUCCCCUUGGAGGCGCCGGGUGGCUGAGAAGGUUCCUGGAAGCUCCCCUUGGAGGAGGAAUCAGCAGGGUUUGGGUGGGGGGUUGUUGCGAACGUUGGCAGCUCUGGAGGGUGGGGGAGGCGGGAAGGGAGGGAGCAUGGAGGGAAGGCAGGAGGAGAAGCAGGAGGAGAAGCAGGAGGAGAAGCAGGAGGAGGAGGGGAAGAUGGGGGUGAGUGAGGGGAAGAACAGAAUGCAGCAAGAGGAAGAGCAGACGGAGGUGCAGGCGAAGGGGCAGGAAGAGAAGACACCGAAGAAAGACCGGAAGCAGGAGGAGCAAGAGCAGGCGCAGGAGCAAGAGCAUGGUAGUGGCGAUUUAGAAAUGGUGAGAUGCGCAUCUCUCUCCCCGUCGCCCUCCCAAAACAUCAUCCCAGCCAAUGCCCUCCAGAAAGCAAGCUCGGAAAAGCACAUGCGCCGGGCCAGGCGGCCGGCAGAGGGGCCGGAUAACAGGGAGGAAAACGCCGUGUUUGAGAGUGAGGGUGAAUCAGCUGCAGGAUCAUCACCAGCAGCAGGAGGGGGAGCAGCAGCAGCAGCAGCAGCAGUGGGAGCAGGGGUGAGGAGGGGCGGUAUGGGUGAUGGGAGAAGGAGCAGUGGGAGUCCCGUGGCUGGUGAGGGGAGUGCAGGGAAGGGUGUAGGGCGAGGUGGAAGUGGGAGUGUGGAGAGGAGGGGGGGACCUGAUAGGGAGGGGGAGGCGGAGGAUGAUUCGCCUACCAAGCGAGUGAGACUGUCCAUGCUGAGAUGAUACUGUAGAGCUGAGAUGAAACAGUGGAGCAGGUGACGAAACUGUGUCGAUUGUGGGAGAGGUGACUUUUGAGGCGCCUCAAGAGUGAUUGGCAGUCGCCACUGAUUUCGGGAGGGGAAAUGAGUGAUGCUUGUAAAAUUUGGGUUGGGAUAUUCCAACCCUGAGAGUGUAGGCACAGGGUAGACCAGGAAUUGAAGAAGGGUGGCGGACUUAGGGAGUCGCAUUCUUUCCCAGUCUAGGUAGUAUUUAUGACAGUACAAGCCUACAAGGCCUACAGUAUCUGUCUCGAUGAAAUCAGAUCCUUUCUGAUUUUAUGAGAGUACAUUGAUAUAUGCUGAUUAAUUUGUGUGGA